Messenger RNA from Arctia plantaginis, 1146 nucleotides. NCBI's taxonomy places the organism in Eukaryota, Metazoa, Arthropoda, Insecta, Lepidoptera, Erebidae. The record is from the annotation of a GenBank genome assembly.
AUGCUAAACUUGUCAAGAGCCAGCCACCAGGGCUCUUACGGACAAGUCCAAACAAUUUAUUGUGCGUAUUUUGAAAAUUGCACUAAAAUGGCACCAAACGUGGCGGACGCGAAUGGUGUACUGUUCGAGAGCGAUGCUGCUACACCAGACCUAGCUCUUGCCACAACACCUGUACAGAAAGCAGAUAACAAUCCGAAACAACUGGUGUGGAGGAAUAUUAUACUCUUUGCAUAUCUUCAUUUAGCCGCGCUAUAUGGUGGUUACUUGUUUCUGUUCUCGGCUAAAUGGCAAACAGAUAUUUUUGCCUAUAUCUUGUAUGUGAUGUCUGGGCUUGGCAUCACUGCAGGAGCACAUCGAUUGUGGGCUCACAAAUCGUACAAAGCUAAAUGGCCGCUAAGACUUAUAUUGAUUAUUUUUAACACUAUGGCAUUCCAGGACUCUGCCAUAGAUUGGGCUCGUGAUCACCGCAUGCACCACAAGUACUCAGAAACUGAUGCUGAUCCUCACAAUGCAACCCGUGGCUUUUUCUUCUCUCAUAUUGGCUGGCUGCUCGUCAGGAAACAUCCUGAGCUAAAGAAAAAGGGCAAGGGACUAGACCUGAGUGACUUAUAUGCUGAUCCAAUACUUCGCUUCCAGAAAAAGUAUUACCUGCUCUUGAUGCCUAUCGCUUGCUUUAUCCUGCCGACGGUGAUUCCUGUAUAUUGCUGGAGUGAAUCAUGGAUCAACGCAUUCUUUGUGGCCGCGCUGUUUCGGUACACUUUCAUUCUGAACGUCACGUGGCUCGUCAAUUCCGCCGCGCACAAGUGGGGCGACAAGCCAUACGACAAAAACAUAAAGCCAUCACAAAACAUUUCGGUGUCGGUUUUCGCACUCGGUGAAGGCUUCCAUAAUUACCACCACACAUUCCCAUGGGAUUACAAAACCGCUGAACUCGGAAACAACAGACUUAACUUUACAACCAACUUCAUUAAUUUCUUCGCUAAACUCGGCUGGGCGUAUGAUAUGAAGACGGUGUCUGACGAAAUCGUCAAGAAUAGAGUCGAGCGCACGGGUGAUGGUUCCCAUCAUCUAUGGGGAUGGGGUGACAAAGAUCAUUCCAAGGAGGAAGUCGAUGCUGCUAUAAGAAUCAAUCCAAAGGAUGAUUAA